AUGUUGUUUCGGGAGCAGCCUCACCCGCCGAAUCUCGAUAGUCACCACAGAAAGAAUACUGACCGGCUUCCAGCUGCAAUUGUGGUUAUUAGCGAUAGCAGUGAAAGCAGUGACGGUAGUGACUCGGACGACCAGGAGUGGCCUAUAAAGUGUAUCCUGCGUGAAACAGACACCGAAUAUCUUAUUGAUUGGGAGGGUCCUUACGAUCCAACUUGGGAACCCAAAGAGAACGCGAGUGAGCUUGCUAUACAGGUCUGGAACAAGCGGAAAGCUCGGCGAUCAAACGAGCUAGAUUGGAGAUCUACGCGCGAGAGGGUUACUCAAUCACCCAGUAUCAUCGAGGUCUCUUCCUCAUCCUCAGAAGCAAACAUAGGCCUAGAGGACCGCUACAGCACAUCCUUCGACGACGAGAGCGACGCUCACUCCGAUAAUCGUCCAAGAGCUUCCUCAUCGUUAUUUGUGCGACAAGAGGGCCUUUCAGAGAUAAUAGACUCUCUUCAGUCUCAGUACAUUAAAGCCUCGGGCUGCUUUUACGGGACCGCCUCUCCAUCCCAAUCUCUCUCUGACUGUUCCCCGCCCCUAGCUGCUCUAUCCACAAGCACUCGCUCUCAGCCGGACGCCACGCUUUUUGAAUAUAUCCCCGAGUCAUCUAUUCCACCCGAAGACCUGCAACCAGGUGAGUGGGACGACGUCAAUACGCAGCAGCCCGAUCCGACUUGUGACUUAAAGGGCGAUUCGGUUGAUAGCUGCUCAUCAUAUCGACAGUACUCUGGGGAAAUCAACAACGCGUUUGAAUUCUCGUAUCCGAACACACCGGGUCUUGGACUGAGCUCCAAGGUCUCCGAAAUAGCUGAGACGCCUGCUCAGCCACCAGGUUCAGGAGCUGAUUCCUUGUGCCUCGGCUCUUUUCCUCUUGACAAUACUCUAUCUCACAACAAUUUGACUUCUCAACAUCUUCUCUUGUGUGGCCCCAUCGCCAGAGACUGCGAGUUCGCCCAGUCAACCUAUCUGAGCUCAAUUCCAGAGACUGUUUUUCAUCACCUGUCACAGCACCCAGAAAGCCUCGGCUCUGAAGGUUCCACUCGACCAGUGCUAUCAUUUUCUAAUAUUGUGGAACAAGAACGAUCUACCGAAAUCAUGGAAGACAAAGAGCCCAAGCUAUCAGAUCAUUCUCUCUCCGAUGCCACUGUGGACCGAUACAGUCAAUUGCCAGGGUCCACUCCGACAGAGAAGAUGCAGAAUGCCUGGGCCCAACUCAGCCAAGAGAAUCAAUCUGAUCUAUCGCGACCAGCUAACGCCGUUGAAACUCCGUCUUCUGUAGGGGAUAUUGAAGCUUCGAUCCCUUUGUCUGUCCCCGACACAACUGCACCGCUUAGUGUUAGACCUGACACAGAUUCAUUUUCCCAUUCACACACUGCAGUCCACCACGGCCAUUCUGAACCUUUACUACCCCCAUCAGAACUAGCUCACGGAGGCCAUUUGAGCCAACCUUCACUCCAAACUAUUCACCCCAGCGCGUUAACCGUCACAGGCAUGGAUGAUGAGGUUGCGCCCGGAUCAGUCCACCUUGGGCCAUCUGAGUUUGCCGUCACCCUUCCGAUGGAUUCUCGUGUGAAAGAUGACUACGAGCGAGUGCUAUCAGAUGCAGCUACAAGCAUACGCCAAUUUUUCGACAGCUUUCAGUCGAAUACUCAGAUUUCAGAGCCUGAGCGAGAGGUUUUACAUUCACAUAUGCGGGAGGUCAUCCGGCGAUUGAGUAAUGUUUCAACUCAUCCAGACCUGAACAUCUCCGACCAUUUGAAAGACGCCGAUCCCGACCUUGCGAAAGAGGCAUCCUGGGCCGAAUACUCUAGUGCAAAGUUUCUGCUACUUGGUCACCUCAUGGAGAUUGUAGGUACAAACGAGCUCCAUCUGAUUCUUGCUGUUCAAGACGAGAAAAAACAGGCAGUUGUUGAGCGUUAUCUCCAAGGGAAGGGUUUUACAUACACCCGACCCCGUGGAGAGAUGGGCAGCACCUUGGAGGUUUCCCUAGCCAAGGGGUCGCUCAGCUUUGGAAUUCAUUCCAGUGAGACCGCCCGUGAGCUCUACAAGCCGCCAUCUGCUAUUUUCGCGUUGGAUUCGUAUUUCAGACCCAAAAGCCCGUCCAUGCAGCACCUACGAACGACCUAUGCCCGAAACGGGAACUUGCUUCCUGUUAUCUGGUUUCUUGUCGCCAACACAAGUGAGCAUAUCGAACGUUGCUUGCCUGACUCACCGGAGCCUGAUCGAUUACGGUUACUUGUGCACUACAUUGCCCGUCUCCAUGACGAGGUCGGUGAUCUUCAAGAUGAUGCCCUCGGCGUACAUGAAGAUGCCGAAGAGAUUCUUGGAUACCUCUUGGAUAGUGUUGCUGGCUGGCCAUUGCCUACCAUUGAACCUUUGAAUCUUGUAUCCCUUGAAGAGUUGGAGUGCUACAGCCCUUCAUCCGACGACGCGAUGCCGCCAGCCCAGAAACGCACACUGGAUGAGGAACCAGAGGAACACUCCUCGAAGCGCGCACGGGUCGGUACCCAAGAGAACAGCCAGCUCACCGAGUCAACUAAGCCUCCCAGUCAAACUUUGGACCGCGAUUUACAGUCACUAGAGAAGAACCUCAUCCAGAUGAAACACAUUUAUGCAAGUGAAAAGGCCCAGUUGCAGGCUGAGCUUGCUGAGGCAAAUUCUCGAUUCCAAGAAAUGGAGAAGGCACUGGGUGUUCUGCAACACCGUUACGAGAGUCGGACAAAUGAACUCCAUGCAACUCGCCAAGAGCGCGAUCGCGUGACUGAAACCAAGCCGUCACUGGAACAGCGCGUUGAGAAACAAAAAGAGACUAUCUCUAGUUUAAAAGAAGAACGCGCAGAGCUAAAGCGCGAGCUCGAUGAAGCCAGACAAGCACUUAAAAAUGGCGGUGGCAGUUCCGCUGAACUGGAGACCGCACGCGAGGAAAUCCGCCGCCUGGCCAAAGAAAAUUCGAACCUUGAACGCAAGGCUGAGUUCGAGAAAAACCAAUCCGAGUACACCCGAGAGCAAUAUCAAACUGCGUCUACGGCAGCCGCUCAGUCUGGCACAGAGAAUCGUCAUUUGUCUGCUGAGAAUGAGAAACUAAAGCGCAAGGCCGAAAGCAAUGCCGUCCAACUUCGCGAGCUGCACAUGAAGGACGAGUCGGCUCGUCAUCUAGCUCGAAUUGAAGAGCUAGAAUUAACUCUCGCUACGCGCGAUGAAUUCCUACGCAGGAAGGAAGAUGAGCUUCGUGAAAUCCGGAAGAAUCGUCCAUCAACUCGCUCGACUAGCACUCAGCCACGAAGCCCCAAAUGGGCCAGCAGCCGUCCGACCAGCCCCGGGAUUGGUCAUAAUGGUAACGGUAAUGGCGGUCUUGGUGGUAGGGGCAGUGCCCUACGAUACAGCUCAGAGAUGCCUUUCUGA
Messenger RNA from Penicillium expansum, 3444 nucleotides. RefSeq lists its product as uncharacterized. Bases 1 to 3444 code for a protein of 1147 amino acids. Lineage: Eukaryota; Fungi; Ascomycota; Eurotiomycetes; Eurotiales; Aspergillaceae. The record is from RefSeq and is a predicted model, not a curated record. Gene Ontology annotation, cellular component: phagophore assembly site; HDA1 complex; phosphatidylinositol 3-kinase complex, class III, type II. The transcript has 5 exons. Gene Ontology annotation, biological process: autophagy; late endosome to vacuole transport; autophagosome assembly.